AUCGAGAUCGGUCAGUAGAGUUGGGCGGGCGGCGAGUCGAGGGUGGGCGGCGCGCGCGCCCAGUCCGCUUCCUGCGUCCGACGCCGCGGCAACUGCCCAACUGGCAACUACCCGCUACCCACUACCCACAACUUUACCCGUCAACACUCAAACUUGUUAUUUAUUCACUAACUUCACUAACUUCAGUGUUAAUUGGACUACAGGGAGUGAUUUUGAAUUGGUUUCCCCUUUUUUUUUUGGCAAUAAUUGGUGUAUUUUAUUAGUCACGUGUAUAUGUGUUACAAAUGUGUGUUCGUAGAAUGAUUCUAUUGACAGUACUAAAUUAAUUUUCGUAACUCUUAAAUGAAAAAAAAUACCUAUUUUUUACCAAAUCAAUUAAAAGAAAACAGUAUGUGAAUAUAAAAAAAAAACCAUAAUAAAACAUCCGUACAUCCUUGUGCAUUUAAUCUUAAGGUCCAAAAUCCUAUGACCGUGAACUGACCAUGGCUGACAAACUACAUGAAUACCAAGGUGUGACGGGUCGGCUCCAUGGUGCUCGGGACCGGUACAAGGAGAGGUGGUCGCGGUGGAGGGAACAGCAUCCUCGAGGAGUCAGAGAUGUGGUCGCAGAGACCCUGUUUGGGAUUCCUAACUCUGAUGAGCCCCCUGAAAGGGUUUGGCAGGAUAGUGCCUACAGCGAUUUGUACAGGAGAAAGAGUCGUAUCGAGUUGAUGCGGAUAUCGGCAGCAGUAAUGGGCAUAGAGUUUUCUUACGCCGGCGAGACUGCCUUCGUCUCGCCAACCCUCCUGCAGAUAGGGGUGCCCCACCAACAGAUGACCCUCGUCUGGGCACUGUCACCCCUAAUUGGAUUCUUCAUGACCCCGCUAUUGGGGUCACUCAGUGACCGCUGUCGCUCCAAGUUCGGGAGGAGAAGACCUUUCAUUGUGCUCAUGUCCGUUGGAGUAUUAUUAGGUUUAAUUCUAGUCCCUAACGGUGAAGACAUAGGCUACGCUCUCGGCGAUGAGUUGCCCAUGAACAGGACAGAAGCGCCAUCUGUGUUGGGGCCACGGAGUUCUGCGCUGGACAAAGAGCAUAGCAACUAUCACCCAUGGGGCGUACUCUUUACAGUCCUUGGCACUGUGUUCCUGGACUUUGAUGCCGACGCCUGCCAGAGCCCCGCUCGAGCUUAUCUCCUUGACGUGACAGUUCCAGAGGACCAUGCUAAAGGUCUGAGCACAUUCACGGUGAUGGCUGGUCUAGGCGGCUUCAUGGGGUACGCGCUCGGCGGCAUAAACUGGGACGACACCCGAUUAGGUGAACUAUUCGGCGGGCACGUCCGCGCAGUGUUUUCACUAAUCACCAUAAUCUUCGUCGCUUGCGUCACCGCUACCAUCACCAGCUUCAAGGAGAUUCCUCUGUCGGAACUGACUGACCAAGAGGAGUUCAGGAAACAAGCGGAGACUGAGCGACUUCAAGAGAGCUUCGAUGAGGGUCCUGAUGGACCUGACAAGAAUCUGAAGAAAGAUAAUGUGACUUAUGGAGCGCUAAAUCAACCAGAGAGCGGAGCGGCGAUAAACGUGGUGGAAACUGGCCAUGCGAGUGGGAACCUCUCCCUGGCCCACUACUUGAAGUCCAUCGUCAUGAUGCCCAACUCCUUGCGCGUGGUCUGCCUGACCAACCUGUUCUGCUGGAUGGCACAUGUCUGCUACUCUCUCUACUUCACUGACUUCGUCGGAGAGGCUGUCUUCGGAGGGAAUCCUGCGGCGCCGGUGGGUAGUGUUUCUCGUUCGGAGUAUGAAGCUGGAGUGCGUUUCGGAUGCUGGGGCAUGGCGAUGUACUCACUCUCCUGUGCUUGCUACUCCACCAUCAUCGAGCGUCUCAUCAAACGACUUGGUGCAAAACGCGUGUACGUGGGUGGUCUCUGCACGUACAGCUGCGGUAUGAUGGCGCUGUGCCUCAUCAGGGCGAAGGCAGCAGUGUUGCUGUGCAGCUGGACCGCCGGAGUCAUGUACUCCACACUCUUCACCAUGCCUUACCUCCUGGUCGCUCACUAUCACGCUACAGGCAUGUGGGACAGCGGUGGCGGUGGUUGUGGAGAAGAGCGCGGCAUCGGCACUGAUGUAGCUGUGAUCAGCAGCUGCGUGUUCGUGGCACAACUCCUGGUUUCCUUCAUCAUGGGGUUCGCAGUGAAAGCCAUGGGGUCCACUGCAGCAGUGGUAGCCGUCGCUGCCACGUUAGCUGCAGCGGCUGCCGUCACUGCUACCAAGAUUACUUACUUGGAUCUGUAAAAUAGUCAUUUCAUAUUGUUAUUCUUAAACAUAAUUUUU
This is a messenger RNA of Spodoptera frugiperda (fall armyworm), 2306 nucleotides long. RefSeq names its product proton-associated sugar transporter A (gene lovit). Gene Ontology annotation, molecular function: sucrose:proton symporter activity. The transcript has 9 exons. Lineage: Eukaryota; Metazoa; Arthropoda; Insecta; Lepidoptera; Noctuidae. The coding region runs from base 483 to 2267 and encodes 594 amino acids. The record is from RefSeq and is a predicted model, not a curated record. Gene Ontology annotation, cellular component: membrane. Gene Ontology annotation, biological process: transmembrane transport.